Molecule: messenger RNA, 3554 nt
Organism: Closterium sp. NIES-67
Lineage: Eukaryota; Viridiplantae; Streptophyta; Zygnematophyceae; Desmidiales; Closteriaceae
Source: the annotation of a GenBank genome assembly
UCGGCAGCAGCUGCAUCGCAAGUUUGCGACGACACCAACACUAGUGAGCGAUCGCGAUUUUGCGCGAGGGAACAAAGAUAGUGAGCACAGGGACAAGGCUCUAGUGACGGGAGCACAAAGCUACAAUUUGAGCCAUUGGCGAGAGGAGCACACACUGUAGGGAGGGAGGAACAGAAGAAGUUCCACUCAGUGACAGCGGGCCGCGGGGUUGAGUUGACAGCAAACUCACCUCGAGCUUUGAAAGGUGUAGCCAGCAGGGAGCAUACUCCCAUCAGUCCCACCUCGCGUUUCGCAUACAGUGGAUAGCGGGCCAGACCGUCAGUCCGAUUUUCCGACGAUCACGCGGAGAUUGUAGGCACAGCCUAAUUUUUAAAAGGAAAUCCGAGACAGGAAAACUGAUAAGCACGAUAGACUCUAGCGUGACUGUGAUUGAGACGAUUAAAGACUGAGUCGUGAUCAUCGACAACCUGAUAUCCCAUCGGAGUGGCGCGCCGCGAGUCUUACCAUCAGGCGUCGUCAUAUAUAUUAUUCGGUAUCGCAGGAAUUGCGGCAAUGGCCGAAGUCGAUCAACAACAGCGUCAGCAGCAGCAACGACAAGAAGAGCACAAGGAAGAGAGUGGCGAGAAAGACUCAGACGUCGUAAAAGGGCCAUGGAGCCCCGAGGAGGACGAGCUGCUCAUCGAGUUGAUCGCCAAGUACGGACCGCGCAAUUGGUCGUUAAUCGCGCAAGGGCUUAAAGGGCGGUCCGGAAAAAGUUGUCGACUUCGGUGGUGUAAUCAGCUCAAUCCCGAGGUCAAUAAAAAUCCGUUCACGGACGAAGAGGACCGAAUCAUCGUCUUGGGACACGCGGAGCACGGCAACAAGUGGUCCGUCAUCGCCAAGAGCCUGCGCGGUCGCACGGACAACGCGAUCAAGAACCACUGGAACUCCACGCUCAAGCGGAAAUACCCCGCCAUUCUUGCGGAAAUCAUCAACAAUAGGACUGCGCGCCUGAUCGACUCUCCGCGCGACGCUCCAAUCAGCUCCGCUGGAAGCGACGGUCGCCGUUCCCCUUCCCCCUACUACGCGGGGGCCUCUCUCUACGCUCCGAUGUACGGCGGCGGCGGCUGCGGCGGUGCGGGUUUUUUCCCGCAUCGUGCGACGAUGCCGGACAGCCCCUCGCCGCUUUCGUCGGGCAGCGCGGGCUGCGGAAGCGCGGCGCACUCGCGGCGCAGUAGCCUGGACGGCUGUUCUGCAAGUUCCGCUAAGGCGGAAAACGUGCGCAUGCUGGCGGAAGUCCUCCGCCGCCUUGCCACUGCGUCCAGCGGAGGCGGCGGAGCCGGUUCCGCGUGCGCUUCUCCUCCGUCCGGCGGCGCCCCGGGUUACCCGCUUCACCAGACCCUUCCUUCCGCCUCUGCCGUUUCCGCCGCGCGCCUCGCGUUUCCGCGGAGCGGGAGCCUCGACUCACCCGCUCUCCGGCCAUCGUUUCGCGACCAACCCACUCCGCUCGUUCCUUCCGCCAUGGGGGCAUGCGGGGCGGCAUUCGGCGGAGGAAUGGCAGGCGGAGCGCCGGGCUCGGAGGAGUAUGACCUAGAGUACUUUCAGGCGUCGAAACGGUUGCGCUUUGGCGGGGGAAACCUAGCAAGCGCGGGCCUUGGCGAAACGUCCGGCGGAACAGGGUUAAGGGGAAUCGGUGCCGGAAUGGGCGGUUAUGGUGGCGGCAACCCUGCCAACUUCGGAGGGUCGCUUCUUGGAAACUCCCUGCUUGGGCGCACAGCGAGCGGCGGAGGCGCACUUGGGGGAGGCGCUUUCGGAGGAGGCGCUUUUGGGGGGAGCAGCGAGAAUUUCCUUUCUGGGGGCACGUUCUCCAACCUCGGCGGAGGUAUGGCGGGGAACAUGAGUUAUGUAGGUGGUGGUGGUAGCGGUGGUGGUAUGGGCGGGGGCAGUGGUUCCCCCUCCCCCCAUGGCGUGAUGCGCUUCCCCUCCAGUGUGCGCAGCUCCAUGGGCGGAGACUCCCCCUCCUCUCAUGCUGCUGCCAUGGCUGCCGCCGCUGCUGCUGCUGCGGGAUUCAACACUCCGCCCUUCCCCUCACCUCACUCCGCCUCCCCCCUCAUGCCGCGUUUCCUCUCAGGAGACUCUGCGGCCGCCCUUGCAAGCGCUUCUGCUUCCGCCUCUGCCACUGCUGCUGCAAGAAACGCUCCUUCUUUCGCUGGGCUCAACAGCACUGGUCUUGGCACCAGCAGCAGCAUGCUCGGCUCGUUCCCGCCCCAUCUCCAGUCCCCUUCCGGCCCCUCCUCCUCCCCUCUCCUCCGCGAAACCCUAAAAGAGAGCAUACGGGAGAGCCUCCUCUCCAUGCCCCACCAGCAAGCAGCAUCAACUGAAGCAGCAGCAGCAGCAGCAGCAGGAGCAGCAGCAGGAGCAGGAGGAUUGGCAGGAGUAGCAGUGAGUGCACACAUGCGGCAGUCCUCCACCUCCCCCCACAAGCGUUAUUUCUCAGGGGAAUCAAUCCUUCCCAACAGCUCGCUCCCAAUGCCCGUUGAUCCAACGGUGGGAGAUCGGAUGGUGGGAGCCAAGCGAACGGCUGCAGCCCCGUCUCUGCUGGGCCAGCGGAAUCUGACCAUCGAUCUCUCGGUGCUCGACAAUCUUGCGGCUCAGAUGCCCCUACACCUACUACAGCCGGUGGCUCCUCUGCCAAACCCUGGAUUUGCUGCUACAGGUGAUGCAGGUGCUACAACCGCUGCAAUGGGCAACCGUUCUUCUGGAGGUACUACGGCUGUAGCUGGAAUGUGCAUUCCCCACAGGGAUGCCGGUGCAACUGCUACUGCUCCUGCUGCUGCCUCGGGGGAGUUAAGCGGUCCGGGGGGGGAGGAGGUAGGUGAGAUAGACCCGGCAAUGCUGCACCCUUCGCUUGAGGCCCUGGCUCAGAUGCUGGCAGGAGAAAUCCGUGCUGAGUGCAAUGCACCAUCCAGUUCCUUUCCUGCAUCUGCGGAUGCUGCUGCUGCUGCUGCUGCUGCUGCUGCUGCUGCUUCUGAUUCAAUGGACCUGGGUGUGGGCUCAGAUUUGGACACUCUCCUGUCAACCCAGUUUCAGCUGCAGCAGUUGCAGUUGUUGCAGCAGCACCAGCAGCAGCAGCACCCAAUUGAAGGUAUGGAGGAAGGUUCUGGGUCGCUGCUGAGCUUCCUUGCAGCCGAUUGGCCGCAGCUGAAGGAAGCCAUGGCAGCAGGAGCGCGUGCGCUGAAUGUGGCGGACUUGCCAAGCAACAGCGAAUAAAUGGCUACAGUUUUUUUAUUGUAACAUAAAACGGGUCCCCGAACAGAGGGGUGACCGGUAUAUUUCUUUGAGUAGCUUUAUGGAGGCCAUUUCCUCCUGGCAUUGAAAAGGGUGGUAAACCCUGAAAGUCAUCACUGUGCCAUCAAAUGGUUCGGCAGGGUAAAUUGCCCUCUCGCUCUCAGGUCAUUUGCUGCCUGUGUGUCUCAAUUUACAAGGUUUACAAGUGCCGAGUAAAGGGCUCCAACUUUGCAACAAACAAUUCAGCAGGACCUAGGUUCCACAAAGAAUCAAAGAUGAUACCAUAG